Molecule: messenger RNA, 879 nt
Organism: Ylistrum balloti
Lineage: Eukaryota; Metazoa; Mollusca; Bivalvia; Pectinida; Pectinidae
Product: acetaldehyde dehydrogenase-like
Exons: 1
Coding region: 1-879 (292 amino acids)
Molecular function (GO): NAD binding; acetaldehyde dehydrogenase (acetylating, NAD+) activity
Source: RefSeq, a predicted model, not a curated record
AUGACAAAAAUUAAAGCUGCUAUUAUCGGUUCCGGUAAUAUUGGUACAGAUCUUUUAUAUAAAAUGCAGCGUAGUGAAAUACUCGAGCCUGCUUGGAUGGUUGGUAUUGAUCCAGAUUCUGAUGGAUUAAAGCGCGCUGCUGGUAUGGGGUUAAAAACGACCUACGAAGGUGUUGAUGGGCUUGUACCUCAUAUUCAGGAUGACCAAAUUCGGAUUGCUUUUGAUGCAACAUCUGCUUAUGUUCAUGCAGAAAACUCACGCAAGGUCAAUGAGCAAGGUGUUGUGAUGGUUGACCUUACGCCUGCAGCGAUUGGUCCCUAUUGUAUUCCACCAGUGAACUUACAAGAACAAGUUGGUUCUAAGGUUAUGAAUAUUAAUAUGGUGACCUGUGGUGGACAGGCUACGAUUCCAAUGGUUUAUGCGGUUAGUCGUGUACAACCAGUUGCUUACGGGGAAAUCGUCGCAACGGUUUCCUCAAAAUCUGCUGGUCCGGGUACACGUAAAAAUAUUGAUGAGUUUACGCGUACAACUGCAGGAGCUGUCGAGAAAUUAGGUGGGGCGAAACAAGGUAAAGCGAUUAUUAUCAUUAAUCCUGCAGAACCACCACUGAUUAUGCGUGAUACGAUUCAUUGUUUAACCGAAGAAGAGCCAGAUCAAGCAGCGAUUACUCAGUCUGUGCAUGACAUGAUUGCGGCAGUGCAGCAAUAUGUUCCUGGUUACACCCUAAAAAAUGGCCCCGUUUUUGAUGGCAAACGCGUUUCAAUUUUUUUAGAGGUUGAAGGCUUAGGCGAUUAUUUACCUAAAUAUGCAGGUAACCUUGAUAUUAUGACAGCUGCGGCUUUGCAAGCUGGUGAACUUUUUGCCAAAGAAAUGUCAUAA